Iphiclides podalirius (scarce swallowtail) is the source of this 432-nucleotide messenger RNA. The record is from the annotation of a GenBank genome assembly. Lineage: Eukaryota; Metazoa; Arthropoda; Insecta; Lepidoptera; Papilionidae.
AUGGAUAAGAAAAAGCAAUUUAAAGGACCGCCCCCAAAAAGAUUUAAAGCACAAGACGACGAUGAUGAUUGCGAAAUGCCUUCUAGUUUUGAAGAUACGCUUGCUGGAAUGGAGGUUGAAUUUGAUUCUCCGGAAAUAUUUGGCGAGGGGCCAGAGAAUCAGUCUACCGACAUUAAAUGGUCGCGGCCUAAUCCGCCUUUGUUAAACCCGAGAUCGGACUCUCUAGUUUUCCAACAAUUGGAUAUUGACCACUAUAAUGGACAACCAAUGGCUGAUGAUGUAACUAUUACUCCUACUAAAAAUGUUUUUGUUAAAGCAAAUAUAAGAAAGGGCUUGUUACCUGAAAUACUGGAAUCGCUGUUGUCUGCAAGAAAAAAAGCUAAGGCAGACUUAAAAGAAGAGAAGGAUCCUUUCAAAAGGCGCCCAGGUGGG